Messenger RNA from Mixia osmundae IAM 14324, 501 nucleotides. RefSeq lists its product as uncharacterized. The coding region runs from base 1 to 501 and encodes 166 amino acids. The transcript has 2 exons. Gene Ontology annotation, molecular function: protein binding. Lineage: Eukaryota; Fungi; Basidiomycota; Mixiomycetes; Mixiales; Mixiaceae. The record is from RefSeq and is a predicted model, not a curated record.
AUGGGGACAAGCCGUUCAGCCUCUCUACCAACUGAGCUUCUGCUCGAUAUCAUCGACAAGCUUGGCAUUCAAGACCUGUCAGCCUUCAGCAUGGUCUCUCGCAGAAUGCGCAGUCUUUCCGCAAAGUCACUUUCCAAAGUAUGGCUCAUGCUUCCACCCGUUCGGAGCUUCACGUACAGAGCUUCACAAAACCAGACCGCCGUCUCUGUCGAUGCUAUCGAGUACAUUGCCAUCAUGCCAGGCGCAAUCGAUGCAGACUAUAAAGAAGGAGAUCUUGACAAUUCUGAUGUUGGUAACGGGCUCGCUGAGGAUCCCAAUGAGCAUGCCAUCAACAAUAUCAGGCAAUGGCGCGUGCAAGAGGCAGCGAUAGCAAAGACAUUCCGCGUCCCCACCGCGUUAUCGAGCAUCUGCAAGUUCGAAUAUCUUCAAGCACUUUCUCUGUAUGACACAUCGCUCAAGUGGUUCUCAACAAUAGUUGAAGAUACUGCACACCGAAAAUGA